This is a messenger RNA of Limanda limanda (common dab), 4739 nucleotides long. RefSeq names its product signal transducer and activator of transcription 4 (gene stat4). Gene Ontology annotation, biological process: cytokine-mediated signaling pathway; cell surface receptor signaling pathway via JAK-STAT; regulation of transcription by RNA polymerase II. Gene Ontology annotation, molecular function: DNA-binding transcription factor activity, RNA polymerase II-specific; RNA polymerase II cis-regulatory region sequence-specific DNA binding. NCBI's taxonomy places the organism in Eukaryota, Metazoa, Chordata, Actinopteri, Pleuronectiformes, Pleuronectidae. The transcript is spliced from 44 exons. The record is from RefSeq and is a predicted model, not a curated record.
CAGAGUGAGAAACAAGAGCACAUGGUGACUGAGUGACAGGAGGACUGCGCACCGACGUCUCAGCAUGAGCCAGUGGAAGCAGAUCCAGCAGCUGGAGAUCAGACUCCUGGAACAUGUGGAUUAUCUGUACGAUGACAACUUCCCCAUGGACAUCCGACAGGGUCUGGCCAGCUGGAUCGAGUCCCAGGACUGGGACACGGCGGCUAACGACGAGUCCAUGGCGGCGGCGCAGUUCAGAAACCUGCUGUCCCAGAUGGAGAGGGUGCGUUCAACGGAGCAGAACUUCCUGCAGAGGCACAACAUGAAGAUCAUACAACAGCAGCUGCAGAUUAAAUACACAACCAACCCCACUGUGAUGGCCAGAGUGAUCUCCACCUGCCUCAGGGAGGAGCGUCGGAUCCUCUCCAGCGCUUGCAUGCAGGAACAGGGUCCACUGGAGAAGUCCUUACAGAACUCCGUGGCCUUUGAGAGACAGACGAACCUGGACAACCGAGUCGGAAUCAUCAGAGGCAGCGUGCAGAUGAUGGACCAGGCUGUGAAACACAUCGAGGACAUACAGGACGACUUCGACUUCCGUUACAAGACUCUCCAGUCUCGGGAAUCGUCAGAUAGAAACUCUGACGCGAUGAAACAGGAAGUAAUGAGACUUCAGGAAAUGCUCAACACCCUCGACUUUAAAAGGAAGGAGAUCGUGUCUAAGAUGGACGUGGUGGUGAAGGAGAUCGAUGACCUUAUGACCUCUCAGCUCAACCCGGAGCUGCAGGACUGGAAGCGCAGGCAGCAGGUCGCCGCCAUCGGGGGUCCGCAGCUCACCAGCCUGGACCAGCUGCAGAGCUGGUUGUCUCUGACGGCCCAGAGUCUCUUCCAUGUCAAGCGUCAGCUGGACAAACUGGGGGAGCUGGUGGUGAAGGUCACGUACGAGAGCGACCCCAUCCCGCUGCAGAAGCCUCAGCUGGAGGAGCGAGUGAAGUACCUCAUCUACCACCUCAUCAAGAGCUCCUUUGUGGUGGAGAAGCAGCCGUGCAUGCCCACACAUCCACAGAAACCCCUCAUCAUCAAGACGGGGGUGCAGUUCACCACCAAAGUCAGACUCCUGGUUAAACUCCCAGAAGUCGAUUAUCAGCUGAAAGUGAAAACCACAUUUGACAAGGACCUCCCCCCCGGCAGAGUAAGUCGGCAGUUUUUCAUCCUGACCAACAACACUAAAGUGAUGGAUAUUGAGGAUUACUCCAACGGCUGCCUCUCUGUCGACUUCAGACACCUGCAGUUAAAAGAGAAGAAAUAUAUCAAUGGCACAAAGGGGAGUGAGGGUCUUCUCUCGGUGACAGAAGAACUUCACUCCCUGAGUUUCGAGGCUUGCUUCACGGUGCAGGGCCUCACCAUCGACCUGGAGACGUGCUCCCUGCCGCUGGUGGUCAUCUCCAACGUGAGCCAGCUGCCCGGGGGCUGGGCCUCGGUCAUGUGGUACAACCUGCUGACGCACGAGCCCAGGAACUUGGCGUUCUUUGGGAACCCGCCUCGGGCCGGCUGGAGCCAGCUCUCUGAGGUCCUGAGCUGGCAGUUCUCCACCUUUGCCGGUCGCGGCCUCAACAAGGAACAGCUCAACAUGCUGGGAGAAAAGCUUCUCGGUCAGCACGUCUCCUGCAAUGACUAUCACGUGUCCUGGUCAAAGUUCUCUAAGGAGAAUAUUUCAGGAAAGCCGUUCAGUUUUUGGAUGUGGUUGGACUCCAUCCUCGAGCUCAUCAAGAAACACCUGCUGCCCGUUUGGAAUGAGAACUACAUCAUGGGUUUCGUGAGUAAAGAGACGGAGCGAUCUCUGCUGAAGGACCGAGACCGAGGAACCUUCCUCCUACGCUUCAGUGAGAGCCACCUCGGAGGAAUCACCUUCACCUGGGUGGAGCAUAGUGACACAGGAGAAGUGAAGUUCAACUCUGUGGAGCCGUACACCAAGAACCGGCUCAGCGCUCUCCCGUUCGCCGACAUCAUCCGAGACUACAAAGUGAUCUCUGAAGGGGUCGUCCCGGAGAACCCGCUCAAGUUCCUCUACCCGGACAUCCCCAAGGACGAGGCCUUCGGGCGCCUGUACAACAGUCAGCCCAGCAAAGUCCAUCCAUACAUAUCAUCGACCCUGAUCCCCAUCUCUGAAUUACGCUCUCACACGAGCACCACGUCUCCUGCUUGCCUGUCUCCGGAGCCCCCGAUGACUCCUGGAGAGUUUAACUUGCUCAACGAUCAACUGUGCUUCGACAUGGACUCGGUAUGUUUGCAUCACUUGGUUUCAUAAAGGACCUUGUGGGCAAUUUUUAGGAGAUGAUCCACCUCUGAUUGUUACCCACUCAUAAUCUCCAGGGACAAGCACAAGAUGUCCCAGUGGCAGCAGCUGCUCACGCUCAGCUCACUCCAGAGCCGCUUGACUCAACUGUACGAGGGGAAAUUCCCCCGACACAUCCGCCACUCCCUCUGCUGCUGCAUCGAGAGCCAGGACUGGGAUUCAGCGGCUGUGGAUGAACACAAAGCAGCCGCGUGUUUCCGUGAACUCCUGCAGGUUUUGGAACAGCAGUGGAACCUCUUUGCUCAGGAGGGAAACAUCUUGCACGGCCCUGAUUUUCCAGGGAUGAAGGUCUACUUGCUGGCACAAUUUAAAGAUGAGCCACUGAACCUGGCGAGAAUCCUCUCUGAAUGUCUGCGAGAGGAAAAGAACAUCCUGGCUUCCGCUUCUCAACAACAGCUUCUGGAAAUAGUGAACGCUUUAAAAUGGGCGGAGCAGACGGUGGCAGCUCUCACUGAGGUCGAGCUGCCGGAGUGGAAGCGCCGGCAGCAGAUGUCCUGUAUUGGAAGUCCGGUCGACACCAGUCUGGACCAGCUCCAGAAGAGGUUCACCACUGUGGCAGAGGUGCUGCUUAAGGUUCGCCAGCAGCUGCAGAAACUACAAGAACACAACAAGAAGCACAACGGCACAGAAGCCUCCAGCGUCCUGGGAACACACGAGGAACUGGCACUGUCACUGCUCACAUCACUUCUCUCAAACGCUCUAGUGGUGGAGAAACAACCUGUCAUGACGAACUCAGCACAUCGACCUCUGAUAGUCAAGACUGGAGUCAAGUUCUCAGCCACAGUUCGGUUCUUGGCAAACCUCCCUGAGUUCAAGGACCGGCUCACAGUCAAAGCUGUGUUUGACAAGGACAUCGAAGAAAUCUUGACCAUCAAUCGGCUCCGUCAGUUUCGUUUCCUCAGUGACGUCAGUAAGACUUUGGAUGUAGAGGAACCUGCUGGAGACUUUAGGGCAGAAUUUGCUGACAUGGAAAUCCAGGAAAGCAAAGGAAAACGUAAGAGUCGAGUGAUAGUGACGGAGGAACUCCACCUCGUUAAGUUUGUGACCGAGUUGCAGUUCGAUGGACUCAGGUGUAGCAUCGAGGCCAGCUCGCUGCCGGUGGUGGUCGUCUCCAGCAGUAAUCAGGUGUCGGCUGCCUGGGCCUCGGUCCUGUGGUCCAGCAUGUCGUCCAGCAGCGAACCGAGGAACCUGUUGUUGUUCGUGGAGCCCCCCCCCCUGGCCUGGCAGCAGCUGUCCCAGGUGCUGAGCUGGCAGUUCUUGUCCGUUGGCCAACGAGGACUCGAUGAAGACCAGCUCUCGAUGCUCCGGGACAGAAUCGUGGAUGAUCCUGAAGGUCUCGUUCAUUGGGGAAAAUUCAAGAAUGAAACCACCUGGAUUUGGAUCGAUGGAAUCCUGAAUUUGAUCAAGGAAAAACUGGCGGCUCUUUGGCGUGACGGGCGCAUCAUGGGCUUCGUGAGCAGGAAGAGAACAAACAACCUGCUGCGGGCGAAGCAGAGCGGCACCUUUCUGCUCCGCUUCAGCGAGAGCAACAAAGAAGGAGCCAUCACGUUCAGCUGGGUCGAGCACGCCAACGCUGAGACCCACAUGCAUGCGGUAGAUCCCUACACCAAGGAGGAUCUGUCCAAAAUGUCCGUGCGAGACUCUAUUAACUUCUACACUCUGAAAGGGGAGGGGAACACCACCAGGAAUCCGCUGCUCUAUCUGUAUCCGGACAUCCCCAGAGACGAAGUCUUCGGACCCGACUACAGCACCGAAAAGUUGGUCCCUAAAAACCCGGGCGGAUAUAUCAGCAGAACAUUCGUCCCCACCUCACUCUUUCUGACACCACCUUCAUCUCCGCCGCUGCACAUGGAAGUCGACCCAAUCACCAGCCCAGAGGAACAUCGGCGGGCUCAGGAACUCUUUGAUCAUCAACUAGAUGUUUUUGGAUCUCCUGUCUGGUCUCCUCAAGCUCCUCCCUCCACUGAGAUCAACUUCUAUGAUACAGGUUUACACUUCUGAAAAGCGGCUGGCGUCCAGAGGCCAAAAGUUAUUUUUUGCUACACAAUGAUUUUAUUCAUCAACAUCAAGGAGUGGAGCUGUAAAUAUAGAUUUGAUUCUACUCGUGCAAUGACCAAAGUGUGAAGUUCGAGCAUUUUAAUGUUUAUAUACAUACAAAAGUAAAUGCUGAUAACUUUAUUAACUGGGCGGCUUAAAGAUCUUGGUAAAUGGUAAAUGUAUAUAACGCUGAAUGAUACGAUGCUGGCUAAUGUACUUUUUUAUGUUGAAUAUUUGCACCAACUUUCCCUAUCUCUCAGGUUUCUGAAGCUGUUGAGCAAAUCAUGAUGAUGAUGUCAAAUGAUGAUGCUGUACUACUGACGUUUAUUACUUUUGUUUAUUAAAAUAAAUAAUAAAUAUUUGAUUGAAA